Molecule: messenger RNA, 306 nt
Organism: Spodoptera exigua (beet armyworm)
Lineage: Eukaryota; Metazoa; Arthropoda; Insecta; Lepidoptera; Noctuidae
Source: the annotation of a GenBank genome assembly
AUGCACGGCUAUUUCUCAAAAAACUGGAAGACAGGUAAAGCAGACAAGCUCGCUAAGAAGAAAUCAGAGUGGGUAAGGGAAUUUAUCCUCCUCACGUCUCAGCUGCCACAAGACUCACACCGCGGGGGUUGCGCGACGAUCUUCGACCAUUACCAGAUUGACUAUAAUUAUAAACCAAUGCCAGACCACGACAGAAGGAAUCCAAUACCCUCCUCAUGUCUGCACGGUUGGUGCGGUGGCUGGGCAACUGGCUGCCGAGCAACGUGUCGCGGGUUCGAUUCCCGAACGAAACAACUCUUUGUGUGA